UGGCCUUCCCUGGUUUUGCUGGAGGAAUUAGAGGUCUGAAAACAUGUAUUGUGUGCUCUCACAGCUGAACUGAAAGAAUGAGUUGGUGAAACUUCAAAAUGUUGUUCAUUGGCCAGGAGUCAGAGUUUCAAACACGCUGACUGGAAAUGGCCUUUCCCUCUCAAUACUUGUGAUGUCCUGUCAUCAGAAGGUAUGUCUGCACCGCAGUGUGUAGACAUACCCAAAAUAGCUUUAAUCUUGGGCACCAACAACAAUGAAGCUGCCCUAGUACAAGCCUGCCAGGGAACCUGGGCACAUGCUCAGGUGGCUAGCCCAUGCUGCUGUGGCUUCAUGGUAUUGGUACCUGAGCUAGGUAAAGCUUGCUUGGGUGUGUCUACAUGUGCUGCAAUCACACUGCUAAUUGCAGUGUAAAUAUACCCAGAGUUUUCCAGGGCAGACAAGACUUUAAUUUCUUACGUAAAAGAAAACAGAAAAAGUUAAAACAAAAAAAACCAUAAAACAAAAAACCUUUUAAGCAAAUCAGGCAUAAAUCCAACUCCUUUCUUUGCUGGUCACCUUUAAACUAAUAAAAAUCAAGAAACAGAGAAUUAAGAAAUAUCAAUUUAAAUCUGACUUCUGAAUUUUGUUGCAAGUAACACCUGCGAUGACUAUAACAGAGCGACUAGAGGAAACAAAUGUUUUUUCCGUUGGUUUACUUUGUGCAUUUGUCUAAGGCCCCCUUUCCUGUAGUAUCUGAACAAUCACAAUCAUUAAUGUACUUAUCCUCACAACACACCCAUGAGGUAGGGAAAAUACUGCUUAUUCCCAUUUUACAGAUGGGGAAACUGAGCCAUGCCUGGUCUGUGGCAGAGCAGGGAAUCAAACACACAUCUUCCCCUAAGUCCAAGCCUAGCAUCCUAGCCACUAAUAUAACUUAAGUUUUCUGUUUUGUGUGCGUCCCUCUGUACACCUAUAGGGAGUAACAUUUUUUUAAAAGUAAUUGUAAAACAACAACAAAUUGGCUGCAGGCCUAAAGGUAGGUGUAGCACCCAGAACCAUUUUUAAUCUAUUUUUUGAAACUGAGUAGACUUCAAGCUGGAGACUUCACUUCAAGGCUAGAAUGUCCGCCUUAUAAGUGUGCGGGGAGUGUGGAGAAAAGGGGUCAUUUGGAGCCAAUGGUAUGUCAGCCUGAGCUCUAAUUUGCCUGCUUUAUGUUGGUUUGAUCAACUGUUUAUCAAUGGUAUUUUGUGAAUUAGGCACUAUAUCAGUGCCUCAAGACAGGAAUAGGUUUGUAUUGAUACAGUGUUAGCUUGUUUUCACGCAGCUAGAAGUCUUCCAGAGUAUACUGGUCGUUUACUAGUCUGAGUGAAGGUAACUGCAGCUGUAAAUUGGUUCUGACUAAUAGUUAUUUAUAAAAUCCUAAUGAUCUCUUUGGCUGUCUUCUUUUGAAGACCAGAACAGCAACAAAUGUGUUCCUCCAGCUUCAGAGUUCAUGAGCCAAAUACUCUGACAGAUACUGUAUGGAAUUUAACCUUUUAUUUUUUGCUCUUCAGUACAAUGUAGGUGUUUAAAAGUACAGGGCAGAAGGAAAGCCUGCGUGUCUAUAAAAAUAAUCCAUGCAUAAAAUUUAAUUAUGAUAACAUGGUAUACCAGACAUACAAUUUAGCAUCUUCUAUUAGAACACACCACCAUUACUUGAACUUGGUAGGAAGGAAAAGCUGCCAUUGCUUAUGGGAUCGAAGGAGUUGGCAUGAGUGUUUCCGUUCAUAAACGGAGAUAUUAGCGACAAUAAUAUUCUUCACAACUUUAGCAGUUGAUGUAAUUCCGAUCCUUACGUAAAACUGACUCUGUACUGUCAGCCAAAUUCCAAUUAGUUGGUACAGACCUGUAGUGAAGCGACUGAUUCCAAUUUGUCCUUUUAAAAAACCGUAGCUGUUGAAUCUUCAUGUAGAAGACAGAAACAUGAAUGUAAUCCUUUCGGUAAGUCUUACCAACCGCCACUUCCAGUACUGCCGGGCUGCACUUUUCCAAAGGUGUUAUCUCACUAUUACCUGCAAAGAAACUGAUAGUAACCUAAGCAUAGUUUUUUUGUUUUGUUUUUGUUCUUUGGAAACUUGUUUCUGUUCUCAAACUCUGGCUUCAAAUUUAGCAACGUAAUAAGCUGACUUAUUGGUAACAUCUCUUCGGGAAACAGUGGGAGGGAUACAUUCAGAUUUGCUCAGCCAUUUCCUAUCGUAGUAGUACUGGUCAGCUGAUGGUGCUGUGGCUUCUACUGACGAGUAGUGCUAAAAGAUGAAUUCUAAUGACUCUUUGUGAAGGCUUAAAACUGAGCCCGGUUCAGAGUCUAAGUUUCAGUUGACUUUGAACUGUGGCCACUUGGCUAGGAUGCAUCUUGCUACAUGGCGCACCAUGGGGAGCAGACAGUUUAGUUUUUCUAAUUCUUAGCAGCCAGGGGAUACAUAAGAGCGAUUGAGCAGAGUACUGAUUGUACUUCUGAUCUGCACUUUUUUUUGCAUUUGCUAUAUAUUGUACCUUUCACUCGUGGUUCUCAUAGGACUGUGAAAUAGGUUAGCAGAGGCAUAUAAGUGGCAGUCAGAGCUCAACUCUUCUGACUCCCAAUUCCUUGCUUCAGCCAUUAAAUCAUGCUGCCUCCCUAUAUUAAUAUGGAGUUUAAUUUAGGAUCUUUCCCAGCCUGUUGCAGUAAACUCUAAUUGACCUGAAAUGUGAUCAAAGCACAACAGCUAAGGGGAAAUGUUAAAGAGCUGUGGAGUCUGACCCUGUAACUGUCAAUCUGCAUUGUCCUCUUGUCAUUAAAGAAUUAUCCGUUGAAAUUGGUGGAACACAAUGGGAUGUUAAUGUGGGAACAAAGAAUCAUACAAAUAUGGCUUCAGUGUAAGGUUUACAUCUGAGGCUGUUGAUGAGGUUUAAAAUGUAUGAGGUACACGGAUGAGUUUUGAUUUCAAGGAUUACAAAGGAAUUUGUGAAAUACCAUGUAAAGGCUUUUAUAUCCCGUCAAAAUUCUUAGCUGUUCUGAAGCCACAGAACACACGUUUCUAAGUCACUGCUUAGGAUUUAACGUAGUCUUGCAGAACAACUGUGGCACUUCCUGUUUCCCAGUUGUCUAACUGCACAGGCUGCUGCUAAGAAUUGGCUACCUUCAGAAAACCUAAGCCCCAGUGAAGCUGAAAGUGGUCUUGACUGUGAACCUUGCACUGACUACAAAAUACAGCCAAGAUUUAAUGGGAGUAACCUAGAGAAUUAAUUAAUGGAACUGUCUAAUUCCCAACAGCCUUAGGAAUCAGUGUUCUCAGAAAUGUUUGUUUAAUUCAGAAAUUAAUGGGGAAACAAACUAGACGUCUCUUAGAAUUAAUCAUAUGUAAUGCCAUUCAUACUCCAGGAUAUCCCAAAGCACCUUAUGAAGCAAUGCGUUGGAUAUUGGUGCUUGAAUGGCUGCAUUAUGCACUCAGUAAUGGCUCAUGCAACCUUGAACAUUUUAAAACCUGUUCUCCCUAAAUAAGGGAAUACUAGCCAGAUCCUCCGAGUUAUCCCCCUACUCUUCAUAAAAUGCCAUAGGAGCUUUAACUGCAUCCUUAAAAAUAAGUAGAAAGGACCCUGUUUAACAUCACUGCUGAAGGAGUCAACGCCUAAAGCCCAAUCCCACUCAGUUUAUUCACGCUCAAAUGGGAUUACUCAAGUGAGUAAAGUGAGCAGGAUUUGGGGAGUUUUUUGUGUUCAGCAGUAAUUUGUACAAAGCGCAGAAAGGGGCAUGGCUACUGUUCAGAAUCAUAACUUCAAAAUGUUCCAGUGUUUUAAGGUGAUAUAAUACUUCUCUCCUUGGUGACCAUUACAGCCUGCUCCACCAAUAUGGAAGUUUGGCAUUUUAUCUUGAUUUUUCCACAAAAUAACUCCAAUCUUGUGUUUUCAGUUCACUAGACUUCUUCCCUUACUGUUCCUUAAAGUGACGAAAAAUGCUGUCCAAGCUCAUUCUUAAAGAGCAACUUAAAAAAAAAUUUCUUUUUCAGAAAGUUAAUAGUUUUAGGAGAAUAUUGCCUGGAUUUUUCUGGUCCCUUGCUCAUUCUCAGCAAGGGAGACGUUAACUAUGCAGGAGAAAUAGUACAACAGUAAUACGCAAUUCACAAAGUAAACUAACUGGAAAAAAUAGAUAAUUGUUUGCUAACUUUCAGUUCCAGUAACCUUGGGUAUGAACUUUCUGUUUUAUUUCAGACAUAAAUGAGACUCCUCUAUUUGAUGAAGCACUAAGUUUAACAUUAAAAACCAUAUACCCUAUGCAGGAGACAUAGGAGAAAUAACAGUACAUCUGAAGUGUACAUGUGUAGAAAAAUCUUCAGAAAUAAGGCAAAUUACCACUAUUUGAACAUUUCCAGAAAUUCUGCCACUGGGGAACUUCAGGAAAUUUCCUUCACUCACUAUUUUAGUCUCUUGGGAACAGGAGAACUAGGUGGGGAUUCAACCUCAAAUUAAGCUAUUCUGGAUAUAUUAAUUCUUGCUCUUCUCCCUUUCCACCACUUCACCACAAAUUGGAGAACUGUGCUUACCCGGUGUGGCGUCUAGCUCUGUACUGAACUGUGGAUGCAGACUCCAACCAAAAGAUGCCUGGAAUGUGCAUCUCUGGGUUGCCUUGGAGAUGGACGCCGUUCAUCUACAUGUUCUAAUGCAUGCUGCAGAACACUAGUCCUCUAUUAGUGGAAUUCUCAACCAAGGAAAUAGAUAGACGGUUGGAAAAGAAACUGAAGAUUACACAAAAGGAAAGCAGAAAAUCAAAAUCUCCUCCCAAAGUGCCGAUUGUCAUUCAGGAUGACAGCCUUCCCUCAGGUCCUCCUCCACAGAUCAGGAUCUUAAAGAGGCCCACAACUAACGGUGUGCUUAGUAACCCCAACUCUGCGAGCAGACCAGCUUUUCCGGUAAAGUCUCUGGCACAGAGAGAGGCAGAAUACGCAGAAGCCAGAAAACGAAUUCUGGGCAGCGCAAGCCCAGAAGAGGAACAGGAGAAACCCAUUCUAGACAGGCCAACAAGGAUCUCCCAGCCAGAAGAUUCCAGGCCAUCCAAUAAUGUGAUACGGCAGCCACUGGGUCCUGAUGGUUCACAAGGCUUCAAACAACGCAGAUAGAUGUGGGCAAGCGAUCAUGCUGUCGAAAGCAGGGUCCGCUGCCACGGGUUGCACUGCCGUGGUGGACAAAUGGACUUGAGCAGAGGGAACUACCUGGUUUACUUGCACUGUGAUCCCUUUGCUCUGCCCACUGUGACCUUGAACCCCAUGCACUGUGACCCCCUGCUCCACCCACUGUGAUUGGCACACCGACGAGGGCUGUCCCAAGUCACUGUAAAAGGAAGGGGGGGGUACGUUAAGGACUCUGAACAGGUGCAGAGAGUCGUGUGUGCCACUUCAGUUGAAGCUAGCGCCAGCAAUAAUGUUUAUCAUACUCAUUAACCUGGGAUUGAAAAGAAGAAUGGGAAGCCUCCCCAAAUGUGCAUGUUGUCUCUCUCUCACUUCUGAGCGAGUUCUGUUUCAAAGGAUCUUUGUUUUUUGUUUGUAAAUCAGAUCAACUUUAAACCAAGUGCAUGGGAAGGGUUUUAACUGUUUAGUUUGUUUUAAUUGAGAGAGGUAGUUGGUAGUGUUCUAAAAAAGGAGUUUCUAGGAAUUUCCACAACAUAAUGGCUAGGAUUUGGCAAGCUUAGCUUCUCGUUCUGUAUUUCCACUGCUGCCAAGCAAAUGGAAGGGGACUUCCAGGUACCUGGGCUUUCUAAUUGCCUUGGGCCCAGAAACCAGUGGAGUCCAGUGGCCCAGUUCACUUACUGCACCUGUCGUAAGCUUGGUUAGUUUUCUGCUGGCUUGAGGAAAAACUUAGUAAUACAUUUCUUGUAUUUGGGGAGAAGGGAAUGUAGACAGAUCCCAUGGAGACACCUACUGCCUGCCUGCUGCUUCCAGCAGAGAAAGCAGGGUGAAGGAACGGGGCUCUGUUGCAUCUAGGUUUACAAGCUAGGAAUAGACUAGUUCAAUACUGUACUGGUCCACUCCGGUUAGUGCAUGGAAAACAUGGGAAUGAGCCUGGCUCUGUGCAGCAUGUGCUUGUCGGAAAGCUGUGUGGCAGGAGGCUGAGCAACCACUGCUCCAAAGGUUUGAACCCUAAGUGGCUUGUGAUGGACCGAUGGCUUAUGGUACAAUUCCAGUGCUGUACUUGAUGCAUUUACUUCUAGAAAUCAGAGACAUCGGGAACAAACCAUGUUCAAUAAAGCUUGGAAAAAAAAUCCCUGUUUUCAUGCAUUGGUGGUAACAGAUGGCUUUCCGCUAAGCUCUGUCCUCCAGCCCCAGAAAAAGAAAGGGGUCUGAGGAAGGGUUCCUGGCCAUGGAAGAGAAGUUUAAGGUACCACCAAGUCAGCUGUUGCAAGCUGUCAAAUAUAGCUACUCCAUUGCUUCUCCUGUGCCCUAUACUGUCUUGUUGCAUUGUCUAACUGUAUAUUAGACGACAAGGAAGCUGAUCAACUCUUAAUAUUAACUGUCUCAAGGGAUUAGAUGAACACUAAAGCUUCCUUCUGCUGGGGCAACAAGAAUGUAUCUUGUAUGCUGGAAAGGCUCCAGUAGUAGAGAUGUCUCAGCAUGUCGAUAGGACCUGGUACUGUAGACAAGCCUGUGUGGCAUAGAAACAGACUAUAUCUUUCUGUGACAGCAGCCAGAGGCCAAGAAGGAUUUAGAUCGUCCCUUCACCUAACAGGACUGUGGGCUAGUCUGCGUCACUGUGUUUCCAGAAGCUGCCUUUCCACACAGUUGGUGUUUUGGAGGAUGUAUUCUGUACAGGUGCAAUUUGACACGGGCCACUGUUUGUGCUUAAUAGGUUGAAUAGUGGGCACCUGAACCCAUCCUCUUUUGCCUGAAAGGAAGCAGCUGACCAGAACCUCUGCCUACAGUGAGUUGUAUGGGAGAUUCCCAUACAGUAAACCAAGACAUGUACAGAAAUACAGCAAACAACUGGUUAAAAUAAACUACCUGUGUACAAAAGAUGAAAUCUACUAGAACAUUGAUCUUUUAACUGAAUUUCUUUUCUGUCCUGCCCUCCUGCGAUUCCCUAAAUCAAGUGAGCCCAUGGAAUGCUUGUUAAAGGAUUACUUUUUUUUUUUUACUUCUGCUGUAAUCAGAGAGGUGGGCACAGGUGUACAGAUGUUCCAUAGGCCUGCAGUUGGGCUCAAGUCCUUGUGGUUUUAUAAGACUGUAAUCUGAUGUUUACCUAACUUCCUCUCAGGUAGGGCUUGGAAUGUGCUGCAGGAGCACCUGUACAAGCCACGAGCAGCUGCUUCACAGGGAACAUCUUUCCCUCAUGGCAGCAAGGAGAAACUGAUGGGAAGAGUAGCUGGAUGGGGGAGGGCAGAAGAGAAGAGGAUGGGAGAAGACAUUAGCAAUAACUGUGUAGUCACCACGCCUUUCCUUAAUCGAUAAUUAAAAUAGCUAUUACUUUGGAUGGCCAGCUGCUGGCAAAAGCCUCCUGAUGUAGCUUCUGGUAUCUUGCCAAUGUUAGGACAACAGUAUCCUUUUUCUGCCACCUGGUAUCCUGUAUGUCAGGGGUUUAACGUCCUUGCUAGCUGCUCAUAGGACAAAAUCCGGUCCUCCAGCAUCACCCUCACAUAACUAAUAUAAGAUUAUGUGGGGGGGAGCUAACCAGAGCACCCCCCUCCAGCUUAUUCAUCCUUAAAGCAUGGUCAGUCAGGAUGCUUCCAACCUGCGGGCGGGGGGGGGCAAUGUUCCUGGAGAAACCUACCACUAGGCCCCCUCUUCCAGGUGGACAGUAGGUCAGUGAUCCUGUCCCGAAAUCAGUGUUGGGAUAAGUCAAAGGCCCUGUUUGCAGAGGGGCUAGAGCUCUUGUUCUAAUACAUGUUUAUAGGGUUUUUUGUGUGUGUUCUUAGGGGCACUUUAUGGUUCUGUGUGUGUGUAUGCGUGUGCGUGUGUGUAUUCGGGUGGUAAGAAGUGCAAAGCUGUGUGCGUCUGCCACAGGACACACAGCUGCCUGUCUCCCCAUGGAAGUGCUCCUAAGUAUGCAGAAAAACAUUUUAUAAAUUGUAUUUUAAAUAAAUGUGUUAAACUUUUUAAAA
Molecule: messenger RNA, 8080 nt
Organism: Chrysemys picta bellii (western painted turtle)
Lineage: Eukaryota; Metazoa; Chordata; Testudines; Emydidae
Source: RefSeq, a predicted model, not a curated record